Loa loa (African eye worm) is the source of this 328-nucleotide messenger RNA. RefSeq lists its product as hypothetical. The transcript has 2 exons. NCBI's taxonomy places the organism in Eukaryota, Metazoa, Nematoda, Chromadorea, Rhabditida, Onchocercidae. Bases 1 to 270 code for a protein of 89 amino acids. The record is from RefSeq and is a predicted model, not a curated record.
AUGCUGGCAAUGAUUAAAAUUAAACUUUAUAAGUUUUUUGUCAGACACGAAAAGUAUGGACCCUUCUUCAUGCUUCAAAUGGCAAGAGGGUAUGGGACGAACGAAGACUUGCAAAAGCUCGAUAUGUUCGAGAAAAAAUAUGCAUCAUUAAUGAAAAAAUUAAAGCCCGUCAUUUCUCAUAUUCGAGCAGAUAUCAACAGGCGAAUGAUUUGGAAUGCAAAAUACGCUGAUAAAAUUAUCGAAUUUAUGUCGAAAUAUUUACAGCCCUGAGAAAUUUCUAUGUACAAUUAAAAUUUUUUUUUCUAUUUAUUGACAGAUUUCAACACCC